This is a messenger RNA of Notothenia coriiceps (black rockcod), 1624 nucleotides long. RefSeq names its product osteoclast stimulating factor 1 (gene ostf1). The transcript is spliced from 10 exons. Gene Ontology annotation, biological process: signal transduction. NCBI's taxonomy places the organism in Eukaryota, Metazoa, Chordata, Actinopteri, Perciformes, Nototheniidae. The record is from RefSeq and is a predicted model, not a curated record. The coding region runs from base 122 to 766 and encodes 214 amino acids. Gene Ontology annotation, molecular function: protein binding.
GGCUAGCCUGUAGUGCUGCUGCACUUCCUCAUUGGCAGCAAAGUGUUACCACUCCUGCGUCGUUUGAGCCUGAAAUAAACACACUGCAGCUUUAGUUUUAUUUAAUCUUCGAGCCCUGCAAAUGUCGAAGCCUCCUCCAAAGCCGGCCAAGCCAGGCCAAGUCAAGGUGUUCCGAGCUUUGUUCACCUUUGACCCCAGAACGCCAGAUGAGCUGUUUUUUGAAGAAGGAGAUUUCUUGUACAUCUCUGACACAAGUGACAGUAAUUGGUGGAAGGGGACAUGCAGAGGAAGGACAGGACUGAUUCCAAGUAACUAUGUGGCUGAGCAGGCAGAGUCCAUUGACAAUCCAAUGCACGAAGCAGCCAAACGAGGCAAUCUGAGCUGGCUGAGGGAAUGUGUGGAGAACAAGGUUGGAAUCAACGGGCUGGACAAAGCUGGAAACACUGCCCUCUACUGGGCGUGCCAUGGAGGGCAUAAAGAUGUAGUGGAGGUGUUGCUAAGCCAGCCCAACAUUGAGCUCAACCAGCAGAAUAAACUCGGGGACACGCCUCUGCACGCUGCAGCCUGGAAGGGUUAUUCUGACAUUGUGGAAAUGUUGCUAAACAAGGAUCCGAGAACAGAUAUCAGGAACAAUGAGAAUAAACUCGCUCUGGAAAUGGCCACCAACGCAAUGUGUGCUUCACUUCUCAAAAGGAAGCAGGGAAGCAACCCCGCCCGCACACACAGCAACGCUGAAGAGUAUUUGGACGACGAGGACUCGGACUGAGCCGGUGCUGCUCAACAUCAUCACUGUCUUCCACUGGGUUACGGGCAUGGAGCUCAAAUAGUUUUAUAACGGACCUAAAAUGGAUUUGCUGCUCUGUCUCUAACUGUAACCCCAUCUUAGUUCUAUUAUUUUGUGCUAACACCUCAGUUCUCGCCCAUUUUGUAUCCAUCAGUGUGAAUUUCCAAACAUUGAUACCUUUACAGUUUUCCACCUGUUGGGGGUUUGUCCACUGGACUGAUGGGAGAAUAUAUGUUGUAGUGCAGGGAUCGCAACUCUAAGACACACAUUCCAAACAUACAGAUUGUGUUUAACCCACUGGCAUUAAAGUGUCUGUGCAGAUGAAAGGAUUGAUCUGGUUUCUAAUGCUCCGUUUAAAUUACAGCUAACCACCAAAUCACCCAACAGAAACAUGUUAUCUCUUUCAGCUCUAUCACAACUACUCACAAUUAACUUCUCUUUAUGUACAUCUGGGAGGCAAUGCAACAUUUAAAUGUAACCUUAAUAUUUUCCUUUGAAAUGUGACAUGCUGACCUGAUGAUACAUUUCUUGUGUUAUCUGCAUUAAGAUGUCAGCAAUGUAGUGUAACAGGGGAAAUGUUUCUAUAAACCGUCUAAAAUGGCAGCAAUCUUCCUCUUUCAAAAGUUACUGUCUCUAAUGUAUGUAUUUUUCUCUGUGUUAUUACACUUGCUAUUACCACUGCUAUUUAAGAUCAGGUCUGUGUAAUUACAAUCAUUUGCAAAACUUUUUUUUUUUCCAAUCUUUUGAUGGGGUGAUUUUCAUUCUGGGAGCACAUUUCUGGUUUUAUUGCUGCUUUCCAACAAAUGUUAUAUAUUAAAGUGCCUUUAAAUAUGUGUACAA